UGGCUUUAAGACGGGGUGUAAAGAAUUGAAGUGAAUUCAAUUCAUUUCAUAACACAUGAUUAGUCAUUUUUGACGUGCCUGUCCUGCGUCAUCCGAUCAACAAUUUCGCAGUGCGAAUUCGAUCUUUCCUGCUCAUUGCAUGCGUGAGUUCAGUUAUUGAGGCGUCACAAUUUGUGUUCAUAACCACAGAAAUAACCACGACUCAUUCUCAUACCCAGAGCCCUUCUUAGUUACGCGCCGUCUGUCUAAAGCAAUAUGGCGGACAAUGCCAGUUCAAGGGUGAAUAUUGACAACAUUAAAGUAAAGGUUUUGGGAGAAAAGAAAGGGAGAUACGAUUUGGAUAGUUUGCCAAGGCUAAAAUACAAAAAAAGAGAUAAACCCAAGUAUAAGAGAAGAACGAAAGCAAAAGUCGUUUUAAAUUUAUACAGUGAACUGAGUGAAGUAAACGAACCCAGCGAUUUAGAUGUUGAGACUACUGAAAAGGAAGCUAUUGUAGCAGGUUGUGAUCAAAAUAUUGACAAAAUCGUCCGUGACCACCAAAAUACCUAUGCUGAUGUUACCGACACGCUUGAGGAUAUCACUUCAAGUGAUUUAUUACACUACUCUCAACCCAUGGAUACUUCACAAGCAGUUGUUUGUCAAAUAAGUCACCAGGAUACUUAUGUUGUUGAAGUAUGUAGAUCAAAUGCUUUACUACCUGUCAAUACAAUGCUAACUGCUUUUGUACUUCAAGACUAUGAUGAGUUAUUAAGACAGUUAAAGAGUAAAGAUUUUCUUUUAAUUCGGAGAAGUUUGCACCAUUUCAUCAAUGGAACUGUGAAUUGGGUGUAUCAAUGUUCAUGUAAUCCUGCCAGGAGUAAAAUAAUAAACUCACUUCACAUCAGUAUUAAAGAACAUUACAAUCAACAACUAUUGGCUGACAAUCCAGCAUGUGUACAUUGCUUGGUGACUGAGCGUAUUUUAGACAGCCUUGAAUGUUUUAAUGGCAGUCUUCCAUUUCCUAUUGAUCCAGAAGAAAGUGACCCUUCAUCAAUGGACCAUGACUAUCUUGAACAUUACCAGUCUUACAACGUUUUCCAUUUGCCGUCAGUUGAAGUAGUUUGCGUAUAUGCUGAGCGUGAUUACGGGUUUGUUGGCAUAGAUCAUAAGGGUUUCAAGUGCUCCACAUGCAAUUAUGAUACACAUGCUUGUAGUCACAUCAAAUUUCUGGAAGAAAAACUCAGUCAGGAUGAUGUUGAUUUGCCUGACAUUGUGUAUGAAAUGUAUCACCAAGCAAAAAAGCAGCGGAAAGUUAAUUGGAAACCUUAUUGCCUAUCCGAUAAAUCCAUACAGUUCCAGCCACCAGUACACCUUCAACAGAUAUUUGGUAGUUCGUUUUACCAAUCCCUACCACAGGAAAAUGGAACAUUGCAUGUUGUCCCACGUAGUAGCGGAGUAUGUGAAAGUUGCGGUUCCUACUGGAGUUUGCAAAACCCUGUCGAAGAAAAUUGGAUAGAGAAACUUCUUCUCCUUUAUACAAUGAAUAAAGUUUAUCCGUGCACCAUAUUUUAUUCAAGAUGUUCAAAUGAUGAUUGUGAGAACAAAUUGAUGGUUGGUGGUGAAGAAAUUGGAGUCAUCAACAUGAAAAAUUAUUUGAUUGCCCACGAAGUUCUUAGAGACUAUAUGUAUCACUUCUUGUAUGCAAGUUGUAGUUUGUACGCCUAUUUUGAAGUGUGGACCUCUCGGAUGCAGGAUGCUGAUCCAUCUCUUUGUGAAUACCCAUCAUAUAACCAACUACGUUAUGCUUGGUAUUCAUAUCUGAAGUUGUUGGACAUUGAUUACUCCGAUGGGAGUUGUUGCCCAGUGUGUGGUCCUACGCCUGAAACAGUUGUGUGUGAUGCCACCACAGUUUCGUUUCGACGUAAGAUGGUACUACAAGAGAACAUUGUCAACCCAACUGCCGAAAACAUACACGAAGGAAGAUAA
Molecule: messenger RNA, 1965 nt
Organism: Dendronephthya gigantea
Lineage: Eukaryota; Metazoa; Cnidaria; Anthozoa; Malacalcyonacea; Nephtheidae
Exons: 8
Coding region: 256-1965 (569 amino acids)
Source: RefSeq, a predicted model, not a curated record